Guillardia theta CCMP2712 is the source of this 732-nucleotide messenger RNA. RefSeq lists its product as hypothetical. The coding region runs from base 1 to 732 and encodes 243 amino acids. The record is from RefSeq and is a predicted model, not a curated record. The transcript has 7 exons. NCBI's taxonomy places the organism in Eukaryota, Cryptophyceae, Pyrenomonadales, Geminigeraceae.
AUGAGGGCCGGAUUUGGCGUCAUCAGCAUGAGCGCCUGCGCUGUCGGGAACGAGAGCGCAAGGGAUGGGAAGAAGCAUGGCGCUGCUCACAUCAUACGGGCAGCUCUAGGAGACAUCGUCCCCAAGAGUGGCCCUGUUCUGAGCAUCCACUAUGACAAGAGAGGAGCGAAGAUGGCGGUGCAGUAUGAUGGAGACGAUUGUGCGGACAAAAAAGGGGAAGUGGAGGAUGCUGCAAACAAUAUCUGUUCCAAGAACACAGACCUUAACUCUCUCAAGUUGUGCGACGCGGAUAAAGCCAGCUUGAGCUCAUUCGAAUCCGCGACAGCGAGUGACAUUGGAGGUGUGACGUUGAAAAAGUUUUCCUGCAACGCCGGAAAGCAGCAGAUAAUCAUCGAAUAUGCACUUGGAGCGGCGAAAAAAGCUUCAGAACCAGAACAAACUCAGGCAAAGGCUGCCCAGCCAAAAAAUGCUGCGAAGGGUAAGACCGCAAUCUCACAGCCUUCAUCCUACGAGAGUGUGCCCCAGGUAUCGGCCCACAUGGCAGAGUCUAUUCUUGCCAUGCUCUUGCAAGAAGGAGUCACGUUGGACGGCAAGGAGGAGCAGCUGAAGAACAAGAUGCAAGAGUUGAUCACUACACCUCUUGUGGCUCUAAAGAACACGUCGUAUACUUCUGGUUUCCAUUCCAACAGAAAUCAGGCACCCACACCAAACUUUGUGGUUCGAAGGAACUGA